AUACUGAUAAGCUUUUUUUAUAAUUUUUAAAAACUUAUUUAGAGAUAAGUGUUAGAAAAACUUGUACACAAAAUUUUAAUUCACUAUAAAGAAGAAUAAAGACCUGCUUAUACUAAUAAGUAGUAAACUAUGAAAAAAACUAGCUAAAUAGAUGAGUAGGUUCUUUAGACUAACGCAAAGUCUAAAUAUUUUCCCAAAAAGACAAGGCUGUAAGAGUAGGAUUUUUAAAUACAUAAAAAUGUAGCUUAAAAUGAAAAAUUCAAGUGGCAAGAGCAGGCGAAAUAUAAUUAUGAUGUUUAGCAAGAAAAUAAAUUAAAUAUAGAUGAUCAAGACGAUUAUAUGAAAAAUAAUUUAGAUAGUUAUGAAAAUACGAACACUAUAUAAACUUCAAUUUAAAGAAAUGCUAAAAAAAUACAAGAAAAUUUGAGGAGUAGUCUGAAAAAAGCUAAAGAUAAGAUAGAUACAAUAGAUGAAAAAUUAGGCAUAAAAAAACCAGAAAAACCUAAAAUAGUUGCAAAAAUAUCAUUGCAUGAGCAAGAAAAGAUUCUUUAAAGAAAACUUUUACAACAACAAUAGUCCUCUUAGCAAUAAUAACAAAUAUUUUAAGAAAUUGAAACAGAAGAUUAUAACAUUCAAAAAGAAUUAAAUAAUUAAUCAUAACAAAUAAAUAAUGAUAAUGUUAAAAGCUCACUUAAAAAAUUAGAAGGAAGCAUACAAACUUCUUAAAAACGAACUAUUGGAACAUAGGACUACAGUUCUAUUUCAAGUUCAUCAAAUGCCAAAAAUUUGCCUGAAAACAAAAUUAAGGGACAACUUUCUUUAUUUCAAACUCAUUUAAAAAAGAAUUUACCAAAAACUCAAUAAAAAACUACUCAGUUAAGUCAAUAGCAGUCUGCUUAUUUUUCAGUUUCCAGAACAACAAACAAAAAACCAUUAAAUAUUGAAUCUGCUGCUACACCUAGAAAAUAGAUAGAUGAUCAAUAUAAAAGUAGAAAGUCAAUAAAAUUUAGUGAACAAGUUAACAUAUUUGGCUCUUCUCAAUAGACAAUUUAAGAUCAAAGACCUACUGUGAAGAAAUAAAAUAAUUAAUAAUAAAAUGUUAAGGGAGAAAAAUAGUAUCGUUAUGAAGAUUUUUUUAAUAUUUAGAAUACUUAAUAAGAAAUUAAUAAUUAAAAAAACUAAAUAAAUUUACUUGACUUAGAAGAAGAAGAUGAAGCCAAUAAUUUCCCUAGAUUUUAACAAAUUGCUAACCCAAAUUAAUAAAACUAAGAGCCAUAAAUUUAAAGGAAUAAUAAUGACUUAUUUUUUUCUAAUUUUGAUAGUGAAUAUAUUCCUUAAUAAUCUGGAGCAGUUAACCAUUCUAAUAUAUAUCCUUUACCAGCAAGCUCUUAAAUCAUAGAUAAUUUAUAAAAUUAAAAAGGGAAAGAAGAUACAAAAUAAAAUAGAAUUUUAGAUCCAUUUAGUGAUGGAUUUGAAAGUGUGAUUGAAAGAAGCAGAAAGAGAACAGAAAAAUAAAAAAAGAAAAAGAAAUAAAAGGAAUAACAAUCCAGAAAAAAUUUAGAUUCAAAUAAACUUCCUGAUAAGCAGUUUAUCAGAUCCAUGAAAGACAUUGAGUCUGGUUCUCAAAGAACAUCAUACGCAUUAACAAAAAGAUCAUUCAAAUGGAGUAAAAGUAUAUUUUCUAGUGGUAAAUCAAGUCUAAAAAGUGGAUAAAUAUCUAAGGGAUAGAUAGAAUAUGUUUCUAAAUUAGCAAAUAAAUUAGGAUAAACAGAUUCUUCAGAGGAUAGUAUGGAAAUCGAGGAAUUUGUUAAUGAAUUAGAAGUAAAAAAUAAAAAAGAAAUUAGUAAGUACUACGCUUUUAGUAGUAGUGAUGAAAUUACAGAGCAAAAAGGCUUUAAGCACAAGCAAAAAAUUUUAUAAAACUAUUAAGAUGAAAAAAAAAAAUAAGAUUUAUCAGAAACUGAUUAGAUUGAAGGACUAAAAGCUCUUUAAAGUUUUUAUAAAAUGCUUUAAGUUAGUAAUCAUGCUGACAUAGUUUCUUCUGUUGAAGCUUUUGGAGAGGCUAUGACUUUGUUUAUUGAAAGCUAAAAGCUUUUUUCCCACAUACUCACUCUUGAUUCAUUUGUUUACUUUAGCAGUAUCGGUGAAGGAAGCUUUGGCACUGUCGAUCUUUACUUUUUUAAAUAAAAUAAAUUAUAAGAAAGUUAAACAAAAGACUCAAAUUUCUUAAAGUAAACAUGGCACACUUCAAAUUCUACUAUUAAAAAUAGUCUUCCUCAAAGCUAAUUAUUUUCUUCUAGUUAAUCUAAUUAACCAAAUGUGUUACAAUUUAGUAAUUUAUCAGCCUAAUAAAAUGAAAAUCCAAUGAUAUUCAGUAGUGAAAUGCAGCAAGAACAGUCAAAUAUUUUUAGUAGCAAAAAUUCAUAAAAAAAUCAAAGAGACUAUUAAUAUUAAAAUCAAGAUAUGGCAAACUACAUAGAAAAACAGUAAUCUGUUUAUAUUGAAAAAAUAGAUUCAGAAGAUUCCAAAAAUACAUAGGAAGAAGUUACUGCAUAAAAAUUUUAAGAAAUGUAAUAUCUGCCUGUGGCUUGCAAAAAAAUAGAAAAUUUAGAAGAAUAUUAGCGUGAACUUUUCAUUAUGCAGACAGUUAAGUGUGAGUAUAUGCCUAAACUUUUUUACUAGGAUUUGGAUAAAUAACUUUUAUUUAUGGAGCUUGGCUUGUGUAGCUUGGAAGAUUUGAAAAAUGAUAGUGAAGAAAAUGGGUAUAAAUUUAGUGAUGAAUUUACUCACUAAAUUCUUGUUAAUCUGAUAAAAGCAGUUGAGUCUCUAUUAAGUAACUAUAAUUAAGAGACUUAACAAAAGCAGCCACUUUUUCAUAGUGACAUUAAACCAUCGAAUGUAAUGCUUACUGUAAAGAAAUAUAAAAACUAAUCUACUUGCUCUAUAAAAUUACUUUUAAUUGACUAUGGAGGUUCUUCAUUCGCUUUAGAAGAUUACUGGGCAUUUUACACUCCUGCUUUUGUUUCUGCCGCGGUGUGGGAAAAACUAAUUAAAAGAUCUUAAUCUGGUUAAUGCCUUUCCUGGGAAGAAAUCAGAUACGCAGAAGUAUAUGCAGCUUGUAGAUCAAUUUAAUUCUUGCUCGUACCUGAACAAGAUAAAGAAUUGUUUAGAAAAGAAAACUAUAAUUAAUUUUUAAUCUAAUACUCUUACCUCUACCCUAAAACCUGCUCUAUCCUAAAAUAAGUUUAUUUCAGUGAAAACAUUGGCUAUAUCAGUAAUAUAUAUGAAAGUGUUCUAUCUGAAUCUGAAAAAACUCUUUACACAGGACUCAAUCCAUAAAAUAUUCCUUUUGAAUCACACAAAAUAUUUGAGCUUUCAAAGUUUUAUAAUUGUCUAAGUAUGGACUCAAAAGAGCAACCAAACUAAAAUAUUGAAUAAGAAAAUAUAUUGAAUCAUCAAAAUUAGAAUCCUUUCUUACAAAGUAAUCUCAAAUCUACUCAAGUCUUCUGA
Tetrahymena thermophila SB210 is the source of this 3510-nucleotide messenger RNA. Its product is annotated as kinase domain protein. Gene Ontology annotation, molecular function: ATP binding; protein kinase activity. The transcript is spliced from 2 exons. NCBI's taxonomy places the organism in Eukaryota, Ciliophora, Oligohymenophorea, Hymenostomatida, Tetrahymenidae. The record is from RefSeq and is a predicted model, not a curated record. Gene Ontology annotation, biological process: protein phosphorylation.